UCUACUGUCGCAAACUCUAAGACGCCCAAGCGAAAUCAGUUCAAUCCAGAGCACAGGCCAAUCGACCGUCCUUCGUCCACCCGCCUUCGACUGCCACCUCUCUAUCGGAUACCUUGACCGCCAGCCACCGUCACACGCCGCGUCCACCCGCCUUCGACCUCCACCCCUGCCAUUAACCCACGCCAAGCCAGCCCUCGCCCUCCUCGCCUUCGACCGUGCCAUCCCUCGCUGUGUACACCGGUCUUCAACCGCGACUUCCCUCGCCACCCCUCGCCGCCAUCGCCAGUACUCGACUGCCAGCCGCCAGUCUUCCCCCGCCAGACCUCCUCUUCCGUGAAUUUCAAGGCGUUUCUAAAAUGAGUCCAUUCAAAAAUCGUGAGUUGAUGUAUAAGAAAUAUGAGAGAGAAGGUGUUGUUAGUCAAGAAUGGAUGGACAACGUGGUUGAGUUUAUAGAGUACUGUGAGUCAAGUCCCAAUAUAAAUAGGUUGGAUAACAAGAAAAUGCGAUGUCCUUGCAAGAAAUGUAAGAACAUCAAGUUUUGCUCAUCAAAGAAUAUGUUGGAGCACAUUUUGCGGUUUGGAUUAACACACAAUUAUUUCGAUUGGGUAUGUCAUGGGGAGAAUCAUGGUGACUACGUACCUCCCCAACAAUGUAAAGUCCCUUGUCAAGCUGAUGCCUCAGAUGUAUCACAUGUCCCGGGUAGAGAACAGUUUGUACACAUGGUUUAUGAUGAUGUCGGCCCGACUAGGAUCAAUUAUGUUCUUGAAGAAGAGCCGAAUUCGAUAAACAAGCAAUUCUUCGAAAUGUUGAAAGCUGUUGAUACAAAUCUUUGACCGGGGAGUUCAAAGACAUCUCAAUUGUCUGGAGUUGUGCGCUUGUUGAGUAUUAAGUCCUAGCAUAAUCUAUAUGAGCGUUGUUACGACACCAUAUGUCAAUACAUCAAAGACAUUCUUCCGGAGGACAACUCAAUGGUGAAUGGAUUUUCUGAAACUAAAAAGAUGAUUGAAGGUUUGGGUCUUCUGGUCUAAAAGAUUCUUUGUUGUGUUCUUAGAUGCAUGUUAUAUGGGAGAGGCGAUGAAAGUCUUACCGAGCGCAAAUGAAAUUAAAGAGUCUACACCACAGAUUAGUGAAGAAUCCCUGUUGAAACGUGUGGAAGAGACGUUCGCAAAUUGGUUUGAAAAACAUGUAAAGUUCUUUUUUUCUUUUUUUGUGUAAUAUAUGUGAGGUAAUACAUAUGUGCGUGACUAUUUUGGAUUCAUCUUCAGGUCGAGAAUGAUAGAUCUGUCCCGGAAAUAAUCAGUGAUGUGGCCAAGGGUCCCUUAUCAUUUGCCAAGUCAUACCCAAUAAACUUUGUAAACGAAUACUGCUUCCACACAGUAAAACAUGGUUCAAAGCGUACGAUGUACAACAGUGGGGCAUCUAUUAUAGGCGAAUAUGGCGAGUACUUUGGGGUAUUAGAGGAGAUACUUGAAAUUGAGUAUCCAGCUUUGCCACUCCCAACGUUGUGUCUUAUUUAAAUGUCGAUGGUUCGAUCCGAGGUUGAAUCCCGGGACACGAAUACACAAGAAGUAUGGCUUAGUUGAGGUGCUUAAGAAGGGAGAGUUUAACCGAUACGAGCCUUUUAUUUUUGGGUCACAAGCAAACCAGGUUGUGUAUGUGGAAUAGCCUUACACGCAAAAGACUAAGAGUGAUUGGAUUGCAGUGUGCCAGGUUCACCCUAGAGGUAAUUGGAUUGACACAAAAAAUACACUAAAAUCAGUAGACAAGGCGCAACAAGAACCUUUUCGAGCAAAUGGGACCGAGAGAAGCACAAUCAUGGAAGUGACACAAGACGAAGAUAUCAUUACUCUAUCACGUGAGGGAGAUGCUAAUUUCACCGACGAUGAUAAUAACGCUGAAGAAGAGGAUGUAGAAAAAAUUUUAAGCUCCGAUGACUCAAUAGAAGAACAAGACUAAACAGAGAGCAAGGGAAAUUAGAAUGACGAAUGAGCGAUAAUGAGAACCCCCC
Messenger RNA from Cuscuta campestris, 2008 nucleotides. NCBI's taxonomy places the organism in Eukaryota, Viridiplantae, Streptophyta, Magnoliopsida, Solanales, Convolvulaceae. The record is from the annotation of a GenBank genome assembly.